Messenger RNA from Papaver somniferum (opium poppy), 1248 nucleotides. RefSeq lists its product as uncharacterized. Lineage: Eukaryota; Viridiplantae; Streptophyta; Magnoliopsida; Ranunculales; Papaveraceae. The record is from RefSeq and is a predicted model, not a curated record. The coding region runs from base 1 to 1248 and encodes 415 amino acids. Gene Ontology annotation, molecular function: nucleic acid binding. The transcript is spliced from 2 exons.
AUGUGUCUAUCAAGAGCACACCCUACAACUGCAUUACAGGCCAUCACACUUUCCAAGCCUGUGUGGAUGAAAGAGAUUACCAAUAGCUAUUCCAAUGAUCCUAAGGCUCAAAAACUGAUUUCUCAGCUGCUGGUUUCUCCUUCUAAAACCCAUAAUUUAUCCUACCAACAUGAGGUCCCUAGGUAUAAGUCUAGACUCUAUAUUGGUACUGGUAGCAAUGUCAGGUCUUCUGUCUUAUCUUCAUUACAUUCUUCAGCUAUUGGUGGCCAUUCUGGUAUUCAAGCAACUUAUAACAUGGCCAAGCUCCAUUUCUAUUGGCCAAAGAUGCAGCAAGACAUCAUCUCUAUGGUCACUUCUUGUGAUGUUUGUCAGAGAAAUAAACAUGAAAAUACUCUCCCUGCUGGUCUUUUACAGCCUCUUCCUAUCCCUGAUCAAGCUUGGAAACAUAUCUCAAUGGAAUUCAUUGAAGGCCUCUAUAAGAAUGAGCAUAAAGAUGUCAUCUUGCUGGGAACCAAUCUCAAACUCACUACUGCUUAUCACCCACAGACUGAUGGUCAAACAAAGAGAGUUAAUGCCUGUCUGGAAAAUUAUUUGAGGUGCAUGUCAGGUUUUGAACCUAAGAAAUGGUUCAGUUGGAUGGCACUUGCAGAAUGGUGGUAUAAUACUAGUUAUCAUACUAGCAUUAAAAUGUACCCUUUCAAGGAUCUUUAUGGUUAUGAUGCACCCCACUUAGCUUUUCCAACUACCAUCACUACUUAUGUAGUUGCAGUUGAGGAGUAUCUUGCACACAGAAAUGCUAUGCUGGACAUACUCAAAGACUCACUCUUUGUUGCUCAAGCCAGAAUGAUUUUUUUUGCAGACCAGAAGAGGACUGAAAGAUCUUUUGAAGUGGGUGACUUAGUAUACCUCAAACUCCAUCCUUACAGACAAGCAUCUGUCUCACUGAGAAAAAAUUUCAAACUAUCAGCUAAGUACUAUGUGACUUUUCCUAUACUUGAUAAGGUUGGUAACCUGGCUUACAAACUGCAACUUCCACCAGAGGCUAGAGUACGCCCUGUGUUUCGUGUGUCACAACUUAAAAAAAAGAUUGGGUCUAUUCAUGUACCAUCUCCUACACUGCCAUUAGUGUACCAUGCAGGCCAAGUCAUCAUCAUCCCCAUCUCAGUUUUGAUAUGCAAAACCAUCACCAGAGGUGAUCACACUUUUCAUCAGGUCCUUAUUCGCUGGUCCAAUGCCACUGCUAAAUAA